CAGUGCUACGAUUUUCGAGUGAAAUAAACUCCAAUUACCAGAGCGGUGCCGAAGGAGAAGCCACAAGAAGAGCAACAUUUUGACAGGGAUUGCGAAAGAUUCACAAGAAUUUUUGGUGGGUGAGUCGUGGGAGUGUAAUGUUCUCACAUGGGAAGAGAAAACACAACCUGAUCAUUGGCACACUUCCAGAGUAUAAAAGCACCGGUGAAAUCUGCAACGGAAGUUAGUAAACGGAAGCAAUGGUCAAUUAUCCACAUCAUUUGAAGCUGCUGCUUCUGCUGUUGUUGCUUUGCCCACUGGCACUUGGCCUGGGUCAGGAGGAUUUGGAGCCACUGCAUCGUAAUAAACGCACCCUGACCACAAUCUGUGUGGAGAUCCAGCCGAAUGGACCCCAAAACGAGCCCUAUUUCAUGUGCAAGGGUGCGGAUUUCACCAAUGGCGCCACUCCAGCAGCGACUCCUCAGGCAGCAGAUCAUCAGCAACAGCAACAGCCCAUCUAUAACUUUCCACAGCCAGGAGCACAGUUGCCACCACAGGUGCCAUUUUCAUCAUUCCCCAGCUUUGGUGCUGGGUUUUUUCCGGCCCCAUCGAGCUAUGAGGAUGCAUCCAAUCCUAAGGCAACGCCGCCGUCGUCAAGUCAGCAAUCCCAUGGAGCUCAAUAUGGAUCCGCUGCUGCUGCUUCCUUUCCGCCUGCGACUGCUCCGCAAUCAUAUGGCCUGCCAGCAGUUUCUUACCCAACUGCAGGCGGCCCAGCAGCAGCUCCAGGCGGAACUUUUGCAGGCCCACGCCCAGCGUCCACGCCCACUUCAUAUGCUGAUGCAGGGGCUAAGAAACCGCCGCCAGUUGGGCAAACAACGCCGAUGCGAAAAUCGCAGCCUACGAGCGGCCAAACGAGCAAUGGCAAUGAAUAUCAAUCUCUAAUGGACAGUCGACAUCGUGUCGCCAUGGAUGAAGGUGUCCUGGCCAUGCCCAAUGUGGGUUUCCAGCCGGAGGAACUGAAUACGCAGUACAGAAGACCCAUUGGCGUCAUGGAGCCGCCGAUGAUGUUGAUGCAGCUGCAACAGCCGGCACCUGUUCCCCAUCCCUAUUACGAGGAUCACAUCAUGCGCACGUUCUAUGAAAGCUUGGGGCAUCAGGAGCCACAGGUUGCCCAGGCAGCGCCACUGCAGCAAGCGGCUCACACUGAGCCGCUUGUGGCUCCAGCAUACCCAUCGCCCUAUGCUGCAGCAGCAACUGCUCCUGAGGUGUCUCCACCACCAGCACCACCAACGCCACCGCCUCCUCCGGCUCAGCCCACGUACAGUGCCUAUCCAAAGUCCAGUGCCCCAUUUGAUGGCAAUGCCUGCAAUUCCUGUAAUCGUCCUUGCUCUGCACCUGCCGAGACUUGUCCCAGCUUUCAGCCUGUGAUCAUCGCCAUGCCCUGUUAUGGACAACAACAGCCCACACACUACCUGGCUGUACCCGGUUCGCCGCUGCAGCCUUCUUUUGGAGGAUCCUUUGGCAUGGCACCGCAGGUUGGAUCGCCUUUUGGGUUGGGUCAACAAGCUGGUGGUCACUUUGGCAUCGGAUCUCAGGCUGGUUCGGCUUAUGGCAUGUCUGCUCCUCAGGUUGGAGCACCCUUUGGCAUGGGUCCACAAGUGGGUGGACCCUUUGGCAUGGCGCCGAUGAUAAAUCCCUUUGGACCCUUUGGCAGUUUGAAUCCCUUCAAUCCCUUUAAUAGGAUACUAGGCGCUCAGGCUCCAACCACGUCGCAGCCCAGGAUGCGUCUGUUUGGCGAAGCUUCGACUCCCACGACAACGGCAACAACAUCAUCACCAACUGCUCCACAAUUUCAGCAACCAACCUUCCAGCUAGGCUCCUCCAGCAGCACAAUAGCAACGCCCACAAAGAUGAGCAGUGAAGCAGCUCUUGAGAAAGACGGAGAUGACGACGUCGACGAGGAGGAGGAGGUUGGAUCCCCGGAAGCCACUGAGUCGCCACAUGCCGCUGAAACAACCGUGGAUGAUGAAGGCCCUGAGUUAUCCAAAUCUGUUGAGUCAAAGGAAGCAACGUUCGAUGAAAUAUUGAAAAAGAGCGAGGACAAAUUAAAGUCCGACAAACGCAAGCGUCAAAACUCCCGAUAUAGCAACAGUAGCGCCCAAUCCCAAAAACGCAAAUAUCUCCAGCGAUUGUAGUUCUUAGUAGAAGUUUAUUAUUUUUUUUAUUUUAACUCUAUGCAAAUGAAAUGAGCUUUAUAUAGCUGAAAAUAAAAUUAAUUUGAUAGUUACCCUAAAAGGCAGUGUGUAAUCUUUGCCUGCAUCUAAUCUUGACCAAAAAUCGUCGGCAUA
Molecule: messenger RNA, 2327 nt
Organism: Drosophila innubila
Lineage: Eukaryota; Metazoa; Arthropoda; Insecta; Diptera; Drosophilidae
Product: leucine-rich repeat extensin-like protein 5
Exons: 2
Coding region: 240-2174 (644 amino acids)
Source: RefSeq, a predicted model, not a curated record